Messenger RNA from Clonostachys byssicola, 1539 nucleotides. The record is from the annotation of a GenBank genome assembly. NCBI's taxonomy places the organism in Eukaryota, Fungi, Ascomycota, Sordariomycetes, Hypocreales, Bionectriaceae.
AUGUCCUCAUCCAUCUUCUCCAAGAUCCCCCAGCUUAGGCGUCUCGUCGGUGGGUUUAGGGGGAAACUCCCCGCUAAGUUCACCGUCGGUCUUGGCCAAGGCGGGCUCGGGGUGGCAUCUCAAUACACUACCACCACCUCGGAAAACCCAUCCACGGUCUCGGAAAACCCAUCCACCGUCUCGGAGAACCCAUCCACCGUCUCGGAGAACCCAUCCACCGUCUUGGAGAACCCAUCCACCGUCUCGGAGAACCCAUCCACCGUCUCUGAAACCCCAUCCAGGGAAUCGGUCACUAUUAAGCAAGAUCGUAUCUCAUUUCAACUCGAUGUCAAAUUGAGCCCAGAUCGGAUUCGUCUCCAAUCCCUCGGAGAUGACCUUAGUCGAUUGACAAAGGCUGGGUAUCCCUACGACCAAAUCUGCAGAAUCGCAUUGAGGGGCAACCUGGCGGAGAUUACCGUUCGUUCAGAAUGUGCACUCCGCGAGAUACGAGAGGAUCUCGAGCAAUCCUGCAGUGCCUUGGGAAUCUCUCCCCUUACUGAAGAAAUACCCAAGGAUUACCAUAUCGCUAUAUAUGGGGUUGCCCUUACAGUCAACGUCGGAAGUGAAGAGCAAUAUCGGAGGUGGAGCAAAGAUAAUCACACGGUUAUAAUAUCAACAAGGCGCGUUGGAAAUCGGGUUAUCUGCAAAUUCAACUCUAUUGAUGAUGCUGUUCGAUUUUGCAGAGAUGGCUUUAUUACUCUUGACGGCCAACGAUAUGAAGUAAAACCAUAUGACAUGAGGCAGGCUCCCCUAUAUUGCUUCCGAUGCGCCCAGCCGUCGCAUAUGGCAUCCACUUGCAAAAGAGCAAAGAAGUGUGGCUACUGCUCCAAGGACCACGCCCACCGAGAAUGUGACCGACUAGGUCCCAUUAAAUGCCCCCAUUGCAGCGGAGCCCACGUAGCUUGGUCCAGAGACUGCCCCAACCCGGAAGUGCAGACUAUGAUCCGGCGUUGUGAAAGUAUCGGUCCCCCAGGAUGGGCAAUUGCUAACGGGCUAGGCGAUGCUAUGAAGUUUAAGAAGCCUAAGAAGUCCUGUAAACCCAAGGCGACGAUUUCUAAGGCUAUCGCCAAUGCCAGGACUCGGACCUCCAGUCCUGCCGACGAUGUUAGGUCUGUUAUCGAGUGUGACAACUCCAUGACCUCCACAGCCUCGACGCCGCCCACCAGCAACGUCAAGCUUCAUCCAAUCUUCAAUAUGAAGAAGAGAAAGUCUACGCAUGUUGCAGUACCCGACAGUUCUGAACCGAACCACCAAAUCCGCCGAUCGAAAAGACUCCGGUCACACGAGAACAUUGAGGCGGUGGAACAGGCCGAAGUCGCUCUCGGCGGAAAGAAUCAGCGAGGGAGUGAACUGCCCACUGUGCCGACACCUGACAAGUCCUCGCCAAAGUCCACGCCACAGUCUGUAAUGGAGCCUGAAAGUGUCCAGACACCGAUGAGAGCGCCAAAGCGGAGGAUCGGGCGCCGUCCAGGAUCGAAAACCACGAAGCGUUCGUCUUGA